AUGCGGACAGUGCCAAACAUUAUUGUCACAGGCACACCCGGUGUUGGGAAAACAGUACACUGCGAACAGCUAGCCCAGGAUUCAGGCUUGCGCCAUCUAUCGAUAAACCAGGUUGCGAAAGACCGAGGCUGCUAUGAGACUUAUGACGAAGAAUUAAAAACCUGGAUAGUGGAUGAGGACAAACUUCUAGAUGCGAUUGAAGACGAGUUACUCCAAGGUGGCUAUUUAAUAGACUGGCAUGCCUGUGACCUAUUCCCUAAAUCUUGGAUCGACCUUAUCGUGGUCUUGCGCUGCCCGUCGACAUCCACCCUAUAUGAUCGCCUCAGUUCAAGGGGAUACCAUGAAACAAAACUACAAGAAAACCUAGAUGCCGAGAUCUUCGGUGUCCUUAUCGAAGAGGCGCGCGAGGCCUUUGACGAGGAAAUUGUGGUUGAACUAAAUAGCGAAGAGGACGGCGAUGUAGAGGGCAAUUGCGCUAGGAUCUGCUCCUGGAUAGACAACUGGAAAAGUGACCAAGCGAAGAAUACAGAUUGA
Messenger RNA from Aspergillus puulaauensis, 534 nucleotides. RefSeq names its product nucleoside triphosphates FAP7 (gene FAP7). Gene Ontology annotation, cellular component: nucleus; cytoplasm. Gene Ontology annotation, molecular function: ATP hydrolysis activity; ATP binding; AMP kinase activity. Bases 1 to 534 code for a protein of 177 amino acids. The record is from RefSeq and is a predicted model, not a curated record. The transcript has 3 exons. NCBI's taxonomy places the organism in Eukaryota, Fungi, Ascomycota, Eurotiomycetes, Eurotiales, Aspergillaceae.